Molecule: messenger RNA, 407 nt
Organism: Aspergillus candidus
Lineage: Eukaryota; Fungi; Ascomycota; Eurotiomycetes; Eurotiales; Aspergillaceae
Product: cytochrome b-c1 complex subunit 9
Exons: 5
Coding region: 76-282 (68 amino acids)
Biological process (GO): mitochondrial electron transport, ubiquinol to cytochrome c
Source: RefSeq, a predicted model, not a curated record
CUUCAAUCUCCAUAUCGACGUUCAGCGCUCUACUUUCUCCCCCCCCACCCCUCAACCUCAUUCUACUCCGUCACAAUGGCCGGCACUAUCGCUUCCGCCAUCUACCAGGGCCUGAUCCGCAGAAAUGCCGUCUACCUGACCAGCAUCUUCGCCGGUGCCUUUGCUUUUGAGCUGGCCUUCGACACCGGCUCCAACAAGGUCUGGGACGCCAUCAACCGUGGCCGUCAAUGGAAGGACAUCAAGCACCAGUACCUGGUCAAGGAGGAGGAAGAUGACGAAUAGAUUUCGCACCCUUUUCGGAUCGAUGGGGUGAGGGUUCGCGUGUGAUUAUACUCCUUUUAUUAUAUUUUACCCAUGGAUAGUACUCGGAGAGGUGGAUCUGUAUGAAAUAGAGUCGCAUUGCCUGU